Molecule: messenger RNA, 5281 nt
Organism: Oncorhynchus kisutch (coho salmon)
Lineage: Eukaryota; Metazoa; Chordata; Actinopteri; Salmoniformes; Salmonidae
Product: insulin-like growth factor-binding protein 3
Exons: 4
Coding region: 66-932 (288 amino acids)
Biological process (GO): regulation of insulin-like growth factor receptor signaling pathway
Cellular component (GO): extracellular region
Molecular function (GO): insulin-like growth factor I binding; fibronectin binding; insulin-like growth factor II binding
Source: RefSeq, a predicted model, not a curated record
AUUUGUAUGAAAUGCAGAGUUAAAUUCAGGACAAUACGCACCAAGACCCUUCUGAUAUCAUCACCAUGGAGACAUGUUUUCGCAGACUUUGGAUGACAGUUGUUCUGGCAUCGAUUAUGCGGAGAUCAGUCGCAGUAGGACCGGUUAUCCGGUGCGAACCAUGUGAUGCUGGAGCCCGGAUACUGUGCAAGCCGUUGCCCAAGGACUGCGCGGAGAGAGUUCGCGAACCGGGCUGCGGGUGCUGCACGACUUGCGCGCUGGCCUUUGGAAAGCCGUGCGGAGUGUACACCGGGAGAUGUGGCUCCGGAAUGACAUGCCAGCACCAACCCGGCGAGACGAAACCUCUCCAAGCUCUGCUGGAAGGACGAGGACAGUGUGCAAACGCGACCAUUAAAAGACCUGUUGCCACUUUAAUCAAUGAGAGACAAGAAAAUGAUGGUGGUUUUCAGGAGGAGGAGCGAAACACCACCGCUCCAGUGCUCCAAGCCUCCUUCAGCACCAGCAGACCUCCUGUAGGCUCCCCCAGAAUCCCCCAUCACCCCCCUCGUCUCCACCCCGUCAAGGCAGAGGUCAUCCGCAGGGAGCAGCUGAAGAAGGCCCAGAGUUACAAGAUGGAGCAAGGCCCUGGAGCUCUCAGCACAGACCAACAGAACUUUUCCCUGGAAUCCAAGCAGGACCCAGAGUAUGGUCCCUGUCGUAGAGAGAUGGAGAGUAUCCUCAAUGGACUGAAGAUCACAGACAUCCUCAACCCCAGAGGCUUCCGCAUCCCAAACUGUGACAAGAAGGGCUUCUACAAGAAAAAACAGUGCCGUCCAUCCAAGGGCAGAAAGCGAGGGUUUUGCUGGUGUGCCGAUAAGUAUGGGCAGCCAUUGCCAGGUUUCGACGGGAAGGAAAAAGGAGACGCUCAGUGCUACAACUCAGAGAGCCAAUAAGACAAGAGCAGCGAGAAAGAGCCAGAAAGAGAAAUGCACAGAGAAACUGAGGAUAUCGGGAUUCAAAAAUGAUUCCAAAAUGGCUGGGCCUGGACAUGUGUUGACUGGCAUUGAUGACUCUUUGGCCCAUGGGACCUUAUGGAGGGCAGAGCAGGGGGAGUGGCUUGAGAAGAAGACAGGACUCAUCCAAUCACACUCCUUGUGUCCAGCAAACUCCCUCCUAUGCUAUGUGCUGCUCCUAUGUACUGUAAACAGGUGUGUGGGUGGAUUCUCCAUAGACUGAAAGGGCAGACCAGACUUGGUAUAUGUAACUCUAAGGACACAUGAGACGUAAUCAUUCAUUCCAUAGCACAGGGCUAGCUUUGAUGAUUACAGACUUGACGACAGAGGAUCAUAUACAAUAAUUGUCUCGACCCUCAAUGAGAGGCGUACACCAACGCACAGCUAGGUGGCACUAUACCCAUGUGUGUGCGUGUUUGUAUGGCUGCAUGAUAUGAUUAUAUUUGUAUGUGUGUGUGGUUCUGUAUGUUUGAUAUGUUACUGUAUGUAUUUGUUUAAAUGUGUGUGUCUGUGUACAAUACAAGAGUGUCUCUUUGUCUAUCCGUGUAACCGUAUGCUGUGGGGUGCUGGUGUGCGACCACCCUGUGGCACAGUACAAUGUCAUAAAAUGCUUUCCCACUUUGUGCCGGAGGGUACAUAACUCAGAUUUUAGUCCAUUCGGUAUCUCUCUCUAGGAUCACUGUCCUCUCCUCAGGACCCUUUUAAGGGAGUUGACUAUAAUGCUUGGAUGUUGUUCUCACCUUUCCUUUGCAACUCAUAUACACUGUGUACCAAACUUUAGGAACACCUGCUCGUUCCAUGAUGUGGACUGACCAGGUGAAUCCAGGUGAAAGCUACGAGCCGUUAUUGAUGACACUUGAUAAAUCCACUUCCAUCAGUGUAGAUGAAGGGGAGCAGUCAAAUGCUUACUUACUUGCCCUAACCAACAAUACAGUUUAAAACAAAUAUGAAUAAGAAUAAGAAAUAAAAGUAACAAGUAAUAAAAGAGCAGCAGUAAAAUAGCGAUAGUGACACUAUAUACAGUGGGGUACCGGUACAGUAUCUAUGUGUCUAUACAGUGUCUAUGUGCGGGGACUGGUUUAGGUGAGGCAAUAUGUACAUGUACGUAGAGUUAUUAAAGUGACUAUGCAUAGAUUAUAACAGAGAGUAGCAGCGGUGUAAAAGGGGGGGUGCAAUGAAAAUAGUCUGGGUGGCCAUUUUAUUAGAUAUUCAGGAUUCUCAUGGCUAGGGGGUAGAACCUGUUUAGAAGCCUCUUUGACAAUUGUUAGGGCCUUUCUCUGACACCGCCUGGUAUAGGGGUCCUGAAUGGUAGGAAGCUUGGCCCCAGUGAUGUGCAGGGCCAUACGCACUACCCUCUGUAGAGCCUUGCGGUUGGAGGCAGUGAUUCAACCAUGCUCUCGAUGGUGAUGGUUCAGCUGUAGAACCUUUUGAGGAUCUGAGUACCCAUGCUGAAUCUUUUUUUGAUGUUGAAUUUUUUUCCCCCCUUUUCUCCCCAAUUUCGUGGUAUCCAAUUGUUAGUAGUUACUAUCUUGUCUCAUCGCUACAACUCCCGUACGGGCUCGGGAGAGACGAAGGUUGAAAGCCAUGCGUCCUCCGAAACACAACCCAACUAAGCCGCACUGCUUCUUAACACAGCGCACAUCCUUCCGGAUGUCUUCCGUAACAGCUGGUAUUCUCAUGCAUGUUUAGUGUUAUUUGCCUCGAAGUGAGCAUAGAAGUAGUUCAGCUCGUCUGGUGUAGGCUGUGUCACUGGGCAGCUCUUGGCUGUGCUUCCCUUUGUAGUCUGUAAUGGUUUGCAUGCCCUGUCACACCCGACGACUGUCAGAGCCGGUGUAGUACGAUUCGAUCUUAGUCCUGUAUUGACGCUUUGCCUGUUUGAUGGUUUUGUCGGAGGGCAUAGCGGGAUUUCUUAUAAGCUUCCGGGUUAGAGACCCGCUCCUUGAAAAUGGCAGCUUUAGCCUUUAGCUCAGUGUGGAUGUUGCCUGUAAUCCAAGACUUCUGGUUGUGGUAUGUACGGUCAGUCACUGUGGGGACGAUGGUCACUGUGGGGACGACGGCAUCGAUGCACUUAUUGAUGUGGUGUACUCCUCAAUGCCAUCGGAGGAAUCCCAGAACAUAUUCCAGUCUGUACUAGAAAAACAGUCCUGUAGCUUAGCAUCUGCUUCAUCUGAUCACUUUUUUAUAGAUCAAGUCACUGGUGCUUCCUGCUUGAAUUUUUGCUUGUAAACAGGAAUCAGGAGUAUAGAAUUAUGUUCAGAUUUGCCAAAUGGAGGGUGAUGGAGAGCUUUGUAUGUGUCUCUGUGUGUGGAGUGACGGUGAUCCAGAGUAUUUUUCUCUCUGGUUGCACAUUUAACAUGCUGAUAGAAAUUUGGUAAGACGGAUUUAAGUUUCCCUGCAUUAAAUUUCCUGUUUGCUUAUGGCGAAAUACAUCUCAUUUGGUGCAGUCUUAGUGCCAGCAUCAGUCUGUGGUGGUAUGUAGACAGCUAUGAAAAAUACAGAUGAAAACUCUCUAGGUAGAUAGUGUGGUCUACAGCUUAUCAUGAGAUACUCUACCACAGGCGAGCAAAACCUCAAGACUUCCUUAGAUAUCGUGCACCAGCUGUUAUUUACAAAAAUUCAUAGUCCGCCGCCCCUUGUCUUACCAGACGCCGCUGUUCUAUCCUGUCGAUACAGCGUAUAGCCAUGAUAAUGUCUCCGUGAAGCAUAAGAUAUUACAGUUUUGAAUGUCCCGUUGGUAGUUUAAUUUUCCGCAUAGGUCGCCAAUUUUAUUUUCCAAAGAUUGCACAUUUGCUAGCAGAAUGGAAGGAAGUGGGGGUUUAUUCGAUCGCCUAUGAAUUCUCAGAAGGCAGCUCACCGUCUGGCCCCUUUUUCUCCGCCUUCUCUUCACGCAAAUGUCGGGGAUCUGAGCCUGUUCCCAGGAAAGCAGUAUAUCAUUCACAUCGGGCUUGUCGGACUCUUCUUUUUGAUAAUAAGAGACGGUAGCAGCAACAUUAUGUACAAAAUAAGUAAAAAAAUAAGUUACAAACAAUGCAAAUAAACGAACAAAAACACAAUUGGUUAGGAAUCUGUAAAAUGUCAGCCUUGUUGUCCAGCGCCAUCUUGUCAAUGCCAACCCUCUUGCCACAUGGAUUGUGUGUGUGUUUAUUCAGAGGAUGAAUGGGCAAGACAAAAUAUUUAAGUGCCUUUGAACGGGGUAUGGUGGUAGGUGCCAGGCGCACCGUUAUGAAUGGGAGUUUCACGCUCAACAGUUUCCUUGUCUGUCAAGAAUUGUCUUCCAGCCACAGGACAUCCAGCUGACUUAUCAGAGCUGUAGGAAGCAUUGGAGACAACAGGGGCCAGCAUCCCUGUGGAACACUUUCGACACCUUGUAGAGUCCCAUACCCUGACGAAUUGAGGUUGUUCGGAGGGCAAAAGGUUGUGCAACUCAAUAUUAGGAAGGUGUUCCUAAUGUUUAGAAUACUAUCUAAGUACAUUCCCUACACAUCUACCAAUGGAACAUAUUUCUGCUGGAUUUCAAUGUACCAGAGAGAGGGGAGGGACAUUCACCACAGUCAAUGGUGUGGUCAUUCUUCCUCCUCUCUGUCAGUUUGCAUAAGCUGGUUACUGGGAUAAAGUCUUUCACGACUGUGUGCGUGUGUAUUUGUGUGUGUGCGUGUGUAUUGUGUGCGUGUGUAUUGUGUGCAUGCAUGUUUUUGAGCCUGUUCUUCUGUUUUCAAGAGAUACAUUUUCACCAUUUAGUUGUGUCUAGAUUCAAGGCCAAUAUGCUCUAUACAAAUAAAUGCAUUAACGAUGACGCCAGCUUCUAUUGCUAUGUGAUUUAUAUUUGUGUGCUGUCUGGAUUUCUAAAUGUCCAUGAUUGUUAUUAAUGAAGCUGAGAUUCUGAAUAGUUGUUUUUUUUACAAACUAACUUGAUGAUAACCCUCAAUUUUGCCACUAGAGAUUCUGUUGAGGGUAAAUGUCUUUGUUAGAGGAAGUUGGAGAUAUUAGCAUGUUGCUAGCUCUGGAAGUGUUUUAGGUUCAAACAAGGGAUCUGUCAAAAUUAUUACCCUAUUCAGUAUGCAGUGUUCCACUAUUGACCAGGUCUAUAGUAGCACACUAUAGGUAAUAUGUUACUAUUCUAAACUCAGGAUCUUGAACACUAUCUUGUAAGUUUUUUUAUAAUCAUUUGUUGCAAAACAGCUGUUCUCCUUGCCUUGGGGUUAAAGCCAGGGGAUAUAUAAGGACCUCUGGUAUGGGGGAGAGUGAUUUAGUAAAUUUCCUCACUUCAAAUAAAUACUUAAUUUUAUGAA